This is a messenger RNA of Eupeodes corollae, 1307 nucleotides long. RefSeq names its product probable galactose-1-phosphate uridylyltransferase (gene Galt). The transcript has 4 exons. Gene Ontology annotation, cellular component: cytoplasm. NCBI's taxonomy places the organism in Eukaryota, Metazoa, Arthropoda, Insecta, Diptera, Syrphidae. The record is from RefSeq and is a predicted model, not a curated record. Gene Ontology annotation, biological process: beta-D-galactose catabolic process via UDP-galactose, Leloir pathway. The coding region runs from base 160 to 1218 and encodes 352 amino acids. Gene Ontology annotation, molecular function: zinc ion binding; UDP-glucose:hexose-1-phosphate uridylyltransferase activity.
AAAUUUUUAUUUUCUUAAAUAAUUGAAUCAAUUGUGGAUUGAAGUGUUGAUUGGGUAAUAAGUGCAAUUGCUUAAAACAAGAGUAAUUCAGUUAAGUUUGUUCAUUCUUUAACUAAUUCUUAACCAAAGCCCAUAUCGAGCAUAGGUAGCUAUAGGAAGAUGUCCACCAACGAAGAAUUUGUUGCAACAGAGCAUCAGCACCGGCGCUUAAAUCCACUGACUGGGCAAUGGGUACUGGUCUGUCCACAUCGUAUGAAGCGCCCAUGGUCAGGUCAACAGGAAUCCCCUCAGAAAAACGAGCUCCCCGAAUUCGACCCAACAAAUCCCCUUUGUCCAGGCGUGAGCCGUCCUAAUGGUGUCAAAAACCCAGCUUAUAAAUCUACGUUUGUAUUUACAAACGAUUUUCCUGCUUUGCUUGAAGGUGUUCCAGACCCACCGGUCAGCAGUGAUCCCUUGUUUCAGAUGGCACCAGCACGCGGCACCUGUAGGGUAAUGUGUUUCCAUCCAAAGUCCAACACGACUUUGCCGCUGAUGAGUUCAGUAGAAAUUGCUGCAGUUAUCAGAGAAUGGAUUAACCAAUACAAUGAUCUACAAAAGAAGUACACUUGGGUGCAGAUAUUUGAGAACAAAGGCGCAGCAAUGGGUUGCUCAAACCCCCAUCCUCAUUGCCAGAUCUGGGCAUGUUCUUUCUUCCCUUCAGAACCACAAGCCAAAGAUAAGAAUCUAAAAAGCUAUUACGAGCAGCACAAGCGUGCUUUGCUCGAUGAUUACGUAGCACGCGAACUAGCCAAAGAAGAACGAAUAGUUGUUAAGAAUCCAGACUGGCUGGUUGUUGUUCCAUACUGGGCUUCUUGGCCCUUCGAAACCAUGUUGAUUUCUCGCAAUAAAAAUAAGCGAAUCAAUGAUUUAACAAAGACUCAAAUCGAGAAUUUAGCGUUGACAAUAAAGGAGUUGACCACUAAGUAUGACAACCUCUUUGGUUGUUCAUUCCCCUACUCCAUGGGUUGGCAUGGUGCCCCCACUGGCGAGGAAAUGGGAAAAGAUGACGCUCAUUGGACUCUGCAUGCCAUCUAUUAUCCACCGUUGUUGCGUUCUGCAACUAUUCGCAAGUUUAUGGUUGGCUUUGAACUGUUGUGCCAAGCACAGCGGGAUCUAACUCCUGAGCAAGCAGCUCAGAGAUUACGCGACAUUGAUGGAAAAAAGCAUUAUUUGCAGUAGUAAUAAACAAGCUUUUUUGUCCAAAUAUUUCAUAAAUAAAGAUUCCAGUUUUAUUAGCAUGUUAAAUUAAUAAAUGUGAUUUUAUUUAA